This is a messenger RNA of Heterostelium album PN500, 483 nucleotides long. RefSeq names its product fluoride efflux transporter FluC. Gene Ontology annotation, molecular function: fluoride transmembrane transporter activity. The coding region runs from base 1 to 483 and encodes 160 amino acids. Lineage: Eukaryota; Evosea; Eumycetozoa; Acytosteliales; Acytosteliaceae. The transcript has a single exon. The record is from RefSeq and is a predicted model, not a curated record. Gene Ontology annotation, cellular component: membrane. Gene Ontology annotation, biological process: fluoride transmembrane transport.
AUGUUAUUAUAUGUUAUGAAUACAGUUUCAUUAGUGGUCAGUGAUAGUAUUCAUGAAAGCAGUGAUCAUAUAGUUCAUGAUGACUAUUUCAAUGGUUCCAGAUUCGGUUGGAUGAUUCUGUUUGGUAUUGUAGGUGUUUUAAUACGAUACUUUUUAAAUAUCUUUUUUGCUCAUGUGCUCAAGACCGAUACCUUUUGGAGCACGCUUAUCAUCAACAUAUCAGGAUGUGCAAUCAUAGGUGUAGUUCAGGUGGUCGGUGUAGAACAAAUGAAUAUUAACAUCGAUCUUCGAUACGGAUUAAUGGUUGGUCUGUUUGGAGGAUACACUACAUUCUCUGGCUAUUGUUUAGACACCGUACUUUUAUCCGAGAGAAACCAAUUGAAAUAUACAAUCAUAGGUAUAUUUUACUGUAUUAUAUCACCUGGUUUAGGAUUGGCGGCUACCUACACGGCGAUAAGACUCACAAGGAAACAUUACGAAUAA